Penaeus vannamei (Pacific white shrimp) is the source of this 402-nucleotide messenger RNA. The record is from RefSeq and is a predicted model, not a curated record. NCBI's taxonomy places the organism in Eukaryota, Metazoa, Arthropoda, Malacostraca, Decapoda, Penaeidae.
AUGUGGGUGUGGGAGUCCAUAGAAUGUGUAUCAGAUGUGCGUGCUUCCUGUCUCGAAAGUAUUUUCCGGAAGAUCAAUUUGAAAACGAAGGAAUUAAAUAAUGGUGAAUACUUAAAUCAUCUAAGAUUUGCAGAUGACAUAAUACUGAUGUCAAAAACUGCUGAAGAAUUGCAAGACAUGCUAAAUGACCUCAAUAGGGAAAGUUUGAACAGAUCUAAAACAAAAGUAAUGUCUAACAGCAAGGCACAAAAUGCUAAGAUUAAAAUCAAGAUGAGAAUCUUGAAGAAACACAAGGUGGAAAGAUGGGAUUGUGAAAUAUGCAGAAAACACAUGACAAAGAAUGGCACAGUGCAGAAAGAUAUGGAAAAUAUCUGGGAGGCCUUUGUUCAGCAGUGGACAUGA